UGACCGCCGAUUUUCGCGCCACUCGCUGUGAGGGGGAGACCGUGGCGGGAAAGAGCGUGAGGGGAAAAUCGGGAUCGUGAGGGGAGAACCGCGAUCGUGAGAGGAAAAUCGGGAUCGUGAGAGGAAAAUAGCGAUCGUGAGGGGAGAAUCGCGAUCGUGAGGGGAAAAUCGCGAUCGUGAGAGGAAAAUAGCGAUCGUGAGGGGAGAAUCGGGAUCGUGAGGGGAGAACUGCGAUCGUGAGGGGAAAAUCGGGAUCGUGAGGGGAAAAUCGGGAUCGUGAGGGGAAAAUCGCGAUCGUGAGGGGAGAACCGCCAUCGUGAGGGGAAAAUCGGGAUCGUGAGGGGAAAAUCGCAAUCGUGAGGGGAAAAUCGCCAUCGUGAGGGGAAAAUCGCGACAGGAGCUGCCCCGAAAUGGCCCCGCGCGACUACGACAGCGAAAAAGAGAAGGCGAAGCGAUUUUUUCAGGAGUUUUACCGGGAUGGCCYCGACGGGCGGAAGGAAUUCCCGUACCGGGAGCAUGCCACCUACAGCUGUGACCAGUGCGGGGCUGAGACCUACCAACCGAUUGAAAGCCCAACGUUCACUCCGCUGCUGCUGUGCCCGAGCCGGGAAUGCCAAACCAACCGCUCGGGGGGACGGCUCUACCUGCAGAGCCGGGGCUCCAAAUUCAUCAAAUUCCAGGAAUUGAGGAUCCAGGAGCACUCCGAUCAGGUGCCCGUGGGUCACCUGCCCCGAUCGCUGUCCGUGCACCUGAGCGGGGCCAACACGCGCCAGGCCCAGCCCGGGGACCACGUCAGGGUCAGCGGAGCCUUCCUGCCCCUGCUGAGGGGAGGAUAUGGACAGGUGACACAGGGGUUGCUGUCAGAGACCUUUCUGGAAGGGAUCCGAUUUUGCCGUCCAAAUUCCCGAAUUUUGCCCGAAUUCCCGGGUUUUGCCCCAAUUGCAGGUGAGGAUUUCUACGGGAAGUUGGCGGCCUCCAUCGCCCCCGAGAUCUUCGGCCACGAGGACGUGAAAAAAUCGCUGCUGCUGCUGCUGGUGGGGGGCGUGGAGAGGAGCCCCAGGGGGAUGCGCAUCAGGGGGAACAUCAACAUCUGUCUGAUGGGGGACCCCGGUGUGGCCAAAUCUCAGCUCCUCUCCUACAUCGACCGCCUCGCCCCGCGCAGUCAAUACACCUCAGGCCGUGGCUCCUCGGGUGUUGGCCUCACCGCCGCCGUUCUCCGCGACCCCAGCACGGGUGAGCUCACUCUCGAGGGCGGCGCUCUGGUGCUGGCGGACGGCGGCGUUUGCUGCAUCGACGAAUUCGAUAAAAUGCUGGAGGGCGAUCGGGUGGCGCUGCACGAGGCCCUGGAGCAGCAGAGCGUGGCCGUGGCCAAAGCGGGCGUGGUGGCCACUCUGAGCGCCCGCUGCGCCGUCCUGGCGGCCGCAAACCCCGCCCUGGGACGCUACGACCCCGCCCGGGGGCUGGACAAGAACCUGGGGCUGCCCGCGGCGCUGCUGAGCCGCUUCGAUCUGGUCUGGGUGCUCCAGGACCGGCCCCACAGACACCGGGACCUGCGGUCAGUCAAACUGGGAUGGACUGGGAUAUACUGGGAUGGAUACGGGAUCACUGGGAUGGACUGGGAAUCGAUUGAGAGGGUCUGGGAUGGACUGGGAAUGGAUUGGGAAUCGAUUGAGAGGGUCUGGGAUGGACUGGGAA
Messenger RNA from Malurus melanocephalus (red-backed fairy wren), 1695 nucleotides. It is a transcript of the gene MCM7, whose product is annotated as minichromosome maintenance complex component 7. The transcript has 9 exons. Gene Ontology annotation, biological process: DNA replication; double-strand break repair via break-induced replication; DNA strand elongation involved in DNA replication. Gene Ontology annotation, cellular component: nucleus; MCM complex. The record is from RefSeq and is a predicted model, not a curated record. Gene Ontology annotation, molecular function: single-stranded DNA helicase activity; ATP hydrolysis activity; ATP binding. The annotation marks the transcript as partial. NCBI's taxonomy places the organism in Eukaryota, Metazoa, Chordata, Aves, Passeriformes, Maluridae.